Messenger RNA from Knipowitschia caucasica, 216 nucleotides. NCBI's taxonomy places the organism in Eukaryota, Metazoa, Chordata, Actinopteri, Gobiiformes, Gobiidae. The record is from the annotation of a GenBank genome assembly.
AUGCAGGAGGGAGAGAUGGUGGUGGUGGUGUUACAUCCCCGGAGGCGCUGUUACUGCCGCUGCUGGUCGUGUGAGGGGAAGAGCACGUUUCCAAAGUCUCUCGUAUCAACGUCAACAAUGUCCCAAAGCAAGCAAGAGUCGGAACUCAAAAUUCUCUGGAAGAAUGAAAGGCUAAGGAGCGUAUCUAAGGAGCCAAUGGAGACGGAAGGCAGAUGA